Amoebophrya sp. A25 is the source of this 8735-nucleotide messenger RNA. NCBI's taxonomy places the organism in Eukaryota, Dinophyceae, Syndiniales, Amoebophryaceae. The record is from the annotation of a GenBank genome assembly.
CCAGCGUACAGGGGCUUCGCUCUCGCGAUGCUACCAUCGAUUCCGCCACUCAUCCUCCUUAUUUGGACGGUGCGUGGAAGACUUAUCACUCACGACGAGUCCACUAUUGUGCCCUGGGCCACGUGCCCGGAAGGUACGCCUCCGGAUGAGUGUGCAACGGGAAUCUUGGAUGAAGGUAUUUUCUCUAGAGGUUUUUGCGACCAGAUAAAACAAAACUGUGUCCUCACGUAGAGUGAGUACUUGGCAACUAGCACACCAGGCAAUUCAUAACUAGUGGAUAUUCAUUAUGUGUGCUCAUGGCCGUAGAACAAGGAUAGAUAUUGAGGCGGAACAACUUUUAGUGAAUUUAUAAAAGAAUUUCAAUUUUGUAUUUGCAUCGCGUUUGAAAAAGAAAGAUUGAAUGACAAGAUGCCCAGCAGAUUACUAGUUGUAGCUGCAGCACAACAGGAAGUUGACAAAAACAGGUACGCCCUUCUCGGCUGGAGAUAGUACGUGGGAUCCAGAAACUGCAUUAACACAGAAGACGUUCGGUGAGCGUCGCACGGGUCGUUCCGGCGUGUGCCUCAUCGCUAUGGGCGCUUACUUGGUGAUCAUUUCGCUGAGGUGUUUCAUCCCCACAACAGUGUCGAAGUUUUACGCCGACGACGCGCCACAAGCGGAGGCCGCAAUAAGUUUGCUCACAAAGUCAGUGGCAGGUAUGAUGGGAACGCGGGGAGCAAACGUCAGGAAAGUGCAAAAGGCAAGUGAAAUAGACGAUAAAUUAAGGGUUAGCACAUUACAUCCCGAACUAACAUUCUUGACCUUUUUUCAUGUAGAAAAUAGGCCAAGGUGGAUGUUCUUACGAAGAAUGUAAUACGGCAACCACGUUUAAAUAAAGCACGUCGUGUGGGCGGAAAUUUGUAUUCAGAACAAGCCGAUGGCGACGACGACGAGCGGAACUUGCCUAUUUUUACCCCCUACAUUUGGAAGCGGAGUUGCACUGCUCUCAUGAUGUUUGGAAACGGGCUGCUCAUGACCAUGUUCAUCGAGUUCUCCUUCUCCGAAUUUUUCAUGAAGAACGUGUGGCUCAUGCAGGUCAUUAUCUACCUCGUGCGCCUCAUCGAUUAUGGCACGGGCUUCUCGGAGGUGGAUAGUUUUUUGAUUUUGGGGAUGAUUGAUCCUAGUGAAUGAUGCAAACCGACUGAUUUUCGUGGCGACGAUUUAACUUGACUAACAACAGUUUUGAGAAAGGUGCAGGAACUAAGAGUGGAUAAACAGAUACCAGGUCACUCAAUGUCGCGAACAUUGAGACCUAUGUCGUAAUACCAGUGGCCUCUAACUCGAGCAAACAGUUUACGCCCAGUUUAUGCAGGAAGGUUUGAUCUUAGUGCCUAUCAACGCGGUGAUUUCUACGGUUUCGAACUUGACCACACUUGCCGCAGAGGACCUUCUUCAGUUCAUGAUGGCAUUUUUCGUGAGCAUUGCCUUGCAGGCCAUAGACCGGCUUUACAUGUCUUCGAAUCAAGACUUCUUCUACGAGCAGUUGGUGGCGGGCCUUGCGCGAGCGCGCGCAGGGUAUAAAUGGCUAACGAGUGGAGCGCGGCACGUCGAUGUCGAUCACGUCCUGGACCAACUUGACGUGGCACUCAGCUCCGACGAUGAGGCAACGAACACGAAUCAUUAUGAAGAGCAGAAGAGGAAGAGGUUUCAGUUGAUAAUUGGAGAAAUGAUCGUUGGAGGCAUUUUUUGAGAAGAUGCUUACAUACUUACAAAAUUUGCAGGAUGUCUGUGAUUGGCACAUGGAUCUGAUUGUCUCAUGAGUGUGUAAGUAGGCUUUUUUAGGGUUAGUGUUCCACUGGGCGGCAUAUUGUUGGCAUAUUGUCCAUGCCAUUUUGACCAUUUCUUCUUCAUGAUACGAACAUGGACCCGAGCAAGGCCGUUUCCCUGAACAAGAGCGAAGCCGGAGCGCAGCCUGAAGACAUGAUCGCAUUCAUGACCGGGUACUCGACAGAUCUGGUUUCCACAUUCCUGCUGCCGCUCUUCAUCGUUUUAGUGUGGUUCAUGUACGAGGAGUCGCAGAUUUUGGCUCGCUACAACUUGCGUGUCGAUGCGACAUGGGAAUACAUCAACUUCUACGCCGUCGUGGUCUUCUUCAACCACGCAGUAGUUAUGAAUGAAAAUAGUCGUAGAGAUAUUGUUUGAGCACGUACCCGACGCUGCGAUGAAUCAAUGUGAUUCGGGAAAUGCAGUUAAGUCUUCAUCUUUUCAGAGCUCGGUCACAUACAGGUAGAUGGUCAAGAUGGAUCUUUCAACCUACAAAUAUAUAUCACCUAGCCAUCGCGUCUACUGUCCACCCACGCCAACUACUACAACACCUUCCUCUCGCUUUCAUUCUUUAUAUCCUGUGUAUGAACACGCUGGAGCUCUUUCACGGUUGGAGACUGUGUGACUACUUCGAGUUCUGCGCUUACCGAUUCACCUCUAGGCCUGUCCGAUGGAAGGGUCUCGGGGAGACCAUAGACGAGACCGUGGCACCCUCACUGCGCACCGUAGAUUUGGCCUGCUUCUUAUGAGUCGGCAAGGAAUGGAUUUUACUCAAUGAACAGGAUGUAAAAUAAAGGAAAAGGUUUGUUCAAUACGUUUCUGUUUAGUACCACGGGAGGUCUGGCAGAGACUGUAAGAAGAAACAAACGAACCCCUCAACAUCAAGUGUUUAAUGUGAGCAAUCGCGAAGUCGAGGCACCCUAUCCCAUCCCAUCGCUAUCGCUAUUGCCAUCGCUUUUUCUGUUUUCAUAUUGUUCGGAGCAGUACUACUUUAUGAAUUUUAUCGCGACUUUGGGCAUGUUAACGUACAUUCUUGGGUUCCAGAUCAUCCUCCAAAACGACUGGAACGCUUUCUCGGAUCCCGGUUCAUCGUUGACCCUUCUUCUCACUCUGCUCUUCUGCAAAGUUUUCCACAAGGUACUACUUAUUUGGCGUAAUUGUAAUUCAUCUACUAUUAAAGUAUGAGUACGUAAGUGGGAUCAUGUAGGAGGAAUUGUGGUUCCACCAUUUUUUAUGUGGGAGCUUGUUAAGGAACUCUUGUUCUUUUACCUCUUCACGAGCCUUCCAUCUUGUUGUUCAAGAUCAACAAAUCAUACACCCGCUUAUUCCCGCUCGUUGCAGGUCAUCUCAACAAUCGCGGACUACCUAGAGAUAUGGUACGUCCCGCAUACGGACAUGGAACUAAACCUGUUGCGAGGUUAUGUCGAUAUCCGAGGCCUGGAUGAGGAGCUGCGGGAUCAAGAAUCUGAUUUUAAUUAUGAACGGAGCGAAAAUACAUACUACUCUGUUCGAUGAAGGCAUGUACUGAACUAAGUGAAAAAAGUCAGUGAAGUGGAAAGCAGUAAUACUUAGACGUGUUGUGGACUUCCUUUUUCACUGACGCCUCCCGUGUCUAAUCCAGCCAGAACAAGAAGAUCAUUCGUCCUCCAGCGUGGAGUGUGCUGCAUGAUUGGAAGCCACCACAUGCUUCUGAUGUACUUUUAUGGGUUACCGAAUUACAUUCCGCACUACCGUCCUCAGCUCUUUUCCUAGUGGAAAAGAAGCCGCGGAUGUUCUGAGGAAUGUAUUUCGCCAAUCUCUAAAACUUGGUCUAGACCGGUACCGCACAGCAUUUGUGCAGGAGAAUCAGUUGUGGUUACAGCACGUCUUUGCCGACCUCUUGGAUGAACAAACCACUUUGAAGUACAGGCGAACUCUGCUGAAGAGCUUUACAAAGAUUCUUUUAUGAGCAGGAAUAUAAUGACGAGUACGUAGAGUCGAUUCUGUGUAGUUUGCGGAGAAUUUCUACGACCACCGUGCCUUGUAUUCAAUCUCCUGCACAGACUUUAGUCCUUGUGCAGAAUAUUAUUCAGUCACUGGUGGUGGUGAGACCGUGCCUGCUGUCGUCUGUACACCAGAGGACAUCUUCUUUAUAUCGCGAUUUUCAUUGAUGUCGCUCACCAAGAAGACAAUAUUGUUUUUAAUAGAAGUACCUUUUCGCCUGUUGUCUAAUUGCUGGUGAAAUCGAACCUCAGUACUACUCGCCGUUCGGGGUACCUCCGAAAAUGGUGCAUGGAGAAAUCGUGGUGCCAUCUCUACAGCAAGCGCAACAGAGCGAAAGCGGAUUCGAGUUCGAUGCGCCACCACCUCAGGAAAUCGUAGCCCAACAAGUAUCGAGACGGAAGUUUAAUAUGACAGAAACCAUAGGCCAGGAAAUCCUACGACAGUGGUUGCAGAGAGCAAGGUAAAAAAGACGCUUAUUUUUUUGGGAGACUCAAACAUCUCGAAAUGCAGUGCACUUUCCACUCUCAAGAACGCGCCUACCACUUCUACUACUCCUCCUGCUCCUACGCCUCCCACUACUCCUCCCGCUACUACUCCUACUCCUCCUACGCCUCCCCCUAGUCCUCCCACAACUGCUCCUACUCCCAGUCCUCCUCCUCCUCCUGAUCCUCCUACCCCUCCUACUCCUCCUACUCAUCCUACUCCUACUUAGUAUUUUUUGCUGAAGAUAGAGAUAGUAGAAACGAUGACGGGCACAUGAGUGCGUCAUUCAGUAUUGGCUUCAUUAGAAAUAGUAAAGUGCUUCAAGCCUUCUAUGUCUUCUCGGCACUACUUUUCUCGCGCUUAUCAAGUUGGAGUUUCGGAGUCAUCCGGUGCAAUAGAGACAUAGUCUCACUACUGCAUGCCAAUUGAUGCAGGUUUCUCGCUUGGCUCGAGGACGUUUCUUCGCACCUUACCCCGCACUCUUAUCACAAGAAGGACAUUUGCGAGUUGUGCAAGAGCGACUUCGAUUUGAGCGUCGUGCCCGUCUAUAACAUGACCCAUUUGGGCAGUUUGUACAGGCUGCAGAGGGAUCACUCGCCAAUCUUUAACGUGCGCAUGUGGACGCACUUCUACAAAACCUUCACGCCCACGUGCACAGUAUGUCAAAAGUGCGCGAGCUACUAUCGGGAAAGAAAUUUAGAUAUAACAGUAGACGAGAGGCGCUUCAUGCGAAUGGCGGCAACGGAAGAAAUGACCAGCCAUGCUAUGCUCCAGAAAUCUGCCAAUGAACUCUCAGUCGUUGACGGAAUGACCAGGAAACUUGUACUUGUUUUUUUCUGACCACAUCACACUGGACUAACUUGUACUUACUCUUCUCAUCUAAGUUUGGUGUUAUGUUGAUAAGUUUUAACCCUCUUUUUUUAUCUUUUCAGUGACAUGCAGGUGCAGCAACAAAAGCAUUCUUUUAGCAGGCUACCGAUGACCUCCUGCACGACCGCAACACAAAUGAUUUAAAUCCAUUUCUUUGCUUUCUUUACCUAGGUUGAGCUGUGGUACGAAUGGGCGCGACGACUUACCAUAGGAGAGCCAGCGGAGACCUUCUUGCCGAAGUGGGGCUUCGAAGCGCCCAAGAGGAUGGGCCACAUCGAUGCGUUGGCUGGUGCUGAUACGAAGGCGCUUCUUGCAGCAGAGAAACAGUCAGACGACGAAGAGGCAGGCAUGAACGAGGAAGACCGCGCAGCGGAGCGUGAACGACAACGCAAGAAUUAUGAACAGGAAGAUGUUGUUCUUGUGACUGUUUAUAUGCGGCAUGUUGAGAGGAGAUAAUUGCUAUAACCUAUAUAUCUAUGAAACUAUGCGAUGUAAAAUGCCUAUCAUGGGGCGGCCUCUGUGUCUCUGUGUAGGCUUUUUCUCAAACUUGACCUGGGAGGGGUAGACGUUAGACGAGAUGGAUGACCAUGACCAGGAGGAGCGCAGCUCUUGCACUUUGAAUUCACUUCGUCUCAGCUCUCAGACGAGAUAGAAAGUGUAAGUCCGUGGCAUCCUCAUGUGUCUAAUUCCCGAAGCUCCGCGAGGAGUGGUCGAGCAGUUCGGAUGAGGAGGACGAGGCGCGGCGCAUGCCGGGAGAGGUGAUGUUCCCUCGUGUGGACGUAAGUGCGCAGGUAGCGGCGAUCACGCGAUUGUGGUUGGAUCUCGCCAGACGAAAUCUGCGACACCCUGUGCUCUCAGAUUGGAUAGAAAAUGUGAACGAGUCUAUGCCAAUCGAGAUGGCACGUCCAGCAGGCUUCCGACAGCGCUCCCAGUAUGUCGCGGUAUCAACCAUCCUAGACCGCAUGCAGCAAGGUGGAUAAAGCAGAGCGCGAAAAAACGUAGGGGUGGACGAGAAAAACUAUAGGCGAGUACAGCUCGUACAGUAUAACUUUAUCACGGAGGAAGUCGAGUUAUGUUCUUUUGAGUGGUUAUCGUUGUGUUAGAAUUUUUGAUUUAUGACGGUUACAAUAAGAAUAUCUGUUGUAGAGGUUUACCUCGUUCGGGUAUAUUUCGAUUGUAUUGUGUCACAUUGCUAUUGGAAUCUAGUAUAGACUGUAAAAUUGUUUGAUGGUGUUGGUCUAGUUGGUGCACCCUGACUGAUAAUGAAGAUAUAUGCUAACGCUUAUUCCCUUUUCUGUAUGCUAUCCUACGUACUAUGAUGUAAAAUUAUUAGCAGCAACUCGAUGGAUUUUGUAGGAGCAGCACUGCUGUUGUCAUAUCUAAAUAGACAUUGGACUAUGUAUCAUUCUACGAAUUUUGGUUUUUAGCUACAUCAAAGUAUUUUAUGUUUGUCAACUUUUGAUGUUUGUCAUGUUGUAAUCUAAAUCUUGGUGAUUAACUCAACAUGAUCACUCUCUCAUCCAUUGUGAUGUCAUAAAAAGAGAUCUACUUUACUAGACAACUUUCAUUUUGGAGAUUCGUGAAUGUCUGUGUAUAGAUUCGUAGGUUGGAUUUUUGUAGGAAGUACGGUGGCGAUGGUCGAGAGACCUACGUUCAAGGUAGCGGUAGUGAGGUGAAAAUCGUAACUACUGAUCGUUGUAGCAGAAAAUUGGUAACUGAUUCCUUCUCUGUACAUUUCUAGAUCUCGUUGAAAUUAGCAAGAUGAUAUUAGAACCCGUUAUAUCUAUGUAUUUGAUACUUUUUACAUGAGCAGUCGUGGCUUGCUGAACGAUUUCCGAUUCAUUGACCUCCUGGAAAUUUGUCCUAGUCGUACCGUCCUAACAGCUCUAGCAAGUCCGAGCUAAGGUUUUUGAUAUUUCGUAUCUACUAGCUACUAUGAUUGAGUAAAGUCGUAAAUUGUUAAUGGAAAUUGUCUAAGUUCGUCCAAGAAAGCAUGGUCACUGUCAAACGAUAAUCCUAUGAGCACUUAUUGAAGAAGUAACCAAGAGCGAAGCUGGAGAAAAGGACCAGAAAGGCUAAAAAAGCUUACAGGUGUUGCAACGUCUUGUAGAGAACAAAGAGUACAGAUUCCAUGUGCAAAGCAAGAUUAGAAGCAAUAGCGGAGAGACUCGUGACGUCGGUGCACGUGGCGUCCCUGACGCGUUCGUAGGCAAUUAUUGCACCAUAGUAGAAGGAGGUUGAGGGACUCCACCCGUUGCCGGCAGGCACACCGGAUAACACUAGGAUCACCCUUCCGGCGGUCUUAACCUACAAAAGAAACGAUCGAGGCCAUUCCCAUUGAGCUUGAACUUGAGCAGCCACAAAAUAGUUUAAUGGGGAGGCCUGAAGAGCACUUACGUUGCCGGCCGUAGUGUUGGACGGUAUUACACGCGAGCGCUCGAAGUCGCGCGCGACCUGGUAGGCGCUGCGCGCAACUGGUUGACGGAUCUCUGGCAGGGCCAUAGCUCCCGCAUGUUAACGAUCACAAACACGAUGAGCGUUAGUCGGUACUGGAUGGCAUUCCCAUUCGGUAGGCCACGAACGCUGAGGAUUAGACUUUUAUGUCACAAAUGUCGUAAAGUGUGAAAGCGAUUGGCUUGAUGAACCCAGUUCUUGUUUACCCUCCGCAAACGACCGCAGUCUCUAAAAAGCGAGAAAAUGAAUAUGCUGUAGCUGUGACGCCAUUGCUGAAAAGAUCGUAGUACAAUUUCAAAUGUGUGAUUCGUGUAAGCCGCGACAUGAUGGAGCAGAAUAAAGGACAAAUAAUUAGACUGCAUUCUCUAAAUUCGUGAAGUCAUUUUCCAAAUCAAAGUCAUUUUCGAGACCAGGAUUAAGUAGUAGGUUCUUGCUUCGAAGGUGUGUUUUCUACGUUUCCGAACGCCCUUUUGACAUCGAACGAUGUCCAUCGGCGAGAACGGACUCGGGUCAAUUUUAUGAGGACAACACAUGAGACCUAAGAAUUUUCCUGUCAGAGAAGCUUUUCAGUUGGCGCAUUGCGUGUUGUGACUUUUUCGAUAACGAAAGAGAAUAGGCGAAAGCUUCGAUAACAAACAGAGCUAGUGGCUAGAUCUGUCACAUUGGCGGACUGCUGAAACCGAGAAGGGUGGAAGAGUAUAGCAGAAGGAAGCGCGAGCAGCGCCGUCGCCCUCGCAACAACGAGGAGCGCCACGGCCGAAACAGCGGAUCACCCUCACAACUUCAACAUCAGCGACAUUCGUAGAACUCAAAAGAGUUUCAGGGAAGUCGUAGGCCCCACGCGAAUCGACUAACGUCAUCAGUUCGAGUUCAAAAAGCGUGCAUGUUCCACUGUCUUUGUUCUGUCCUUGUCGAUCGAGACUUGUGCGUAAUGAGAAAUGCUGUAGUUCAUCGAGACGUCAUCCCUGUGUCGACAACUGAUCUUUUGAUGUCAGGGCGUUUGCUUCAUACCACGGGUCACAUUAAAACGUCUAGAAUCUUCUCUAUGAAGCCUAUAUUAAGCAAAGAUGUUCCCAUGCAUGUUGCAGAGUAGAUUCGGGUCAUCGUUAUGAUCAAGCAAACAAAUCAAUGUUUCAAUUCAA